Molecule: messenger RNA, 7110 nt
Organism: Rattus norvegicus (Norway rat)
Lineage: Eukaryota; Metazoa; Chordata; Mammalia; Rodentia; Muridae
Gene: Nipsnap1
Product: nipsnap homolog 1
Biological process (GO): mitophagy
Cellular component (GO): mitochondrial matrix
Source: RefSeq, a predicted model, not a curated record
UGUGAGCCACCAUGUGGUUGCUGGGAACUGAACUCAGGACCUCUGGAAGAGCAGUCAGUGCUCUAACCACUGAGCCAUCUCUCCAGCCCCCACUCAUUUUCUAAACACAGACUGAGCAUGUGCUGUGCGUUAAUCUUGUUCCAGUUACUAGAGACACAACAGAGCACACCAGGUCCCCACCUGUCUUUGCGAGGGUUUCAUUGCUGUGAAGAGAUACCAUGACCGUGGCAACUCUUGUUUCUUCUUCUUUUUUUUUUUUUUUUUUUUUUUGUUUUUGUUUUUGUUUUUUUUUUUUGAGACAAGGUUUCUGUGUGUACAGACCUGACCGUCCUGGAACUUACUUUGUAGACCAGGCUGGCUUUAGAUUCACAGAGAUCCUCCUGUCUCUGCCUCCCAAGUGCUGGGAUUAAAGGUGUGUACCACCACACCCUGCUCAUGGCAACUCAUAAAUACAAACAUUUCACUGGGACUGGCUUACAGUUCAAGGGGUUUAGUCCUUUAUCAUCAUGGUGGGAAGUAGGGCAGUGUCCAUGUAGACAUGGUGCUGGAGAAAGAGCUAGCUGAGAGUUCUACAUCUCGAACGACAGCAGCAGCAGGAGACUGUGAGCCACACUUCCUCUAACAAGCCUCCAAUAAGGUCACACCUAAUAGUAACACUCCCUAUGGGUCAAACAUUCAAACCCAGGAGUCUAUGGGGGCCCUUCCUACUCUAACCACCACACCACCCUGGUGAUGUGUCAUGGUGGAGGGGGGGGGGCAAGCAAUAAAGUGUAAUAAUCAACCAAGCAAAAAGAAGUCUUUUGGGUUUUGGUCCGUUUAAUUUCCCCCCCGGUGCUGGAGAUGAAGCCCAGCAUGUCAUGAAUGUUGGGAAGUAUAUCUCUAGCUUAGGCCUAGAGCUUUACACAUUCCUGCAGAAUGGAACAAGGGAGCAGAGUGAGAAGCUUGGGCAGGACAAAGGUAGGGGAGUAUCAGGAAUUCACUGGCAAAGUGAAAUCCCAACUCUUAAAAAUGUGCACCUGAGGGCUGGAGCGAUGGCUCAGUGGUUACGGGGGCUGGCUGCUCUUGUGCAGGACCUGGGUUUCAGUUCCCAGCAUCCACAUGGUAGCUCCCAACCAUUUUUAACUCCAGUUUCUAGGGAUCCAAUUCUCUUUUCUAGCACCCGUGUGGUGUACAUAUAUACGUUCAGCUAACCGCUCAAAGUAAAUGCAUCUUUUUUGAAAAUGUACUUAAGGGUGUUGGCUUGAAAUUGACACUUCCCUUGGGGUCUGAACAAGUCUCUUACUACGUUUUUACCUGUAAAAAAGAUCUUCCCGGGGUAGUGCUCUCCUAGAGAGCCAGGGUUUAAUUCCUGGCACCCACAUGAUAGCUCACAACUGUCUGUAACAAUAGUUCCAGGGGAUCUGAUACCAACUUCCAGCCUCCUGGGAGCCAGGCAUGGAAGUGAUACACAGACGUGCAUGCAGGCAAAAUAUCUAUAUACAUAAAGCAAAAUCAGAAUUAAUAAAAAAGAAAAGAAAAGACCUAGCUGGGUGGGCUGCUAUGUCUUGCUUUCUUUUUCUUUUUUUUUUUCUUUUUUUUUUUUUUUCUAUUUUUCGGAGCUGGGGACCGAACCCAGGGCCUUGCGUUUGCUAGGCAAGCGCUCUACCACUGAGCUAAAUCCCCAACCCCAUGUCUUGCUUUCUUAACACAUGGGAAACAGACCUGCAGGCAGGAUUUGAAUGGUAGGGAGAGGCAGAAGGUAUUAUAGCUCCAGGAACAUCCCCUCCACUCACCCUCCCCUCUCUCCCCUUCCCCUCCCCUCCCCUUUCCCCUCUCCUCCCCUUUCCUCUCCCCUUCCCUUCCCCCUUCCCUUCCCUCCCCUUCCCUUCCCCCUCCCCUUCCCCACUCCUUCCCUUCCCUUCCCUUCCCCUUCUCCUCUCCUCGCCCCUCCCCUCCCCUCCCCUCUCCAGCGCUGAAGCCCCAGCUCACUCUUCAGGCCUAGGCACUGGAUAUUUAUCUUGGCCACUACUGAUGUUAAUGAGUUACUGGGAGCCUAGCUCUGGAGCAAAGGUCUGGGUGGGCAAAUGGAGCCACUUUUCUGCCAGUCACUACCUCCUCCUGGGGAGCAGCCCAAUCCAUUCUGAGCAGAGGCCAUACCCUUCAGUGCCCCACUUGAGGGGCUGGUUUUCAAAUGCUCUGAUCUGUCCUCAUGAGUUUAGAAGCUCUUUAACUGGGGCUGGAGAGAUGACUCAGUGGUUAAGAGCACUGGCUGCUCUUCCAGAGGUCCUGAGUUCAAUUCCCAGCAGCCACAUGGUGGCUCACAACCAUCUGUAAUGGGAUCUGAUGCCCUCUCCUGGUGUGUCUGAGGACAGCUACAGUGUACUUACAUAUAGAAUAAAUAAAUCUUAAAAACAAACAAACACCUGGCUCCAAGCAAACUUGAAAGAAAGAAAGAAAGGAAGGAAGAAAGAAAGAAAUGUUGUCUCCCUGGAAGGUCUGUGAAAAGCUCUCAGGGAGAACUUUCCCUCGGGAUGGAGACCCUCCAACUCAAUGACCAGACCGAGGCCACAGGAUGCAAUCAGCAAGAGGAUUUGGUUUAUUGUCGGGAUACACAGGCACCUGUGGGCGCUUCAGUCACUCGGGGGACUGGCGCGCCCCACGGAACCAAGGAUGGGCUUUUUAUAGGAUUCUGGGGAGCAGAAGCAAGCAUACAGAAGCAGAUGCAUGGUUACAGGGAUAUAAUUGGUGGAUUCUAAUGUGGCAAGGGUUUAGCCCGGGGGCAAGUUUCCUAGCUACCUUCCUGAAACAUAACGACUGACUCGGCCCCCCAAGGGUUCAGCCCGGGGGCAAGUUUCUUAGUUACCUUCUUGGAACAUAACGGCUGACUCGGCCCCCCACCAGGGUGUGGGACCUCUCCCGGGGCUUUUCUCCUUGUCAGGUGCUCAACCGCAGUCGUCCUGUUGCCAGGCCUUCAACCAUACACAUCCUGCUUGGCAGCCGCUGUGUACUCAGUGUUCUAACCUUUCCCUGAACCAGUCAUCUUAAGUACAGCCUUGCAAAAUGGCGUUACUGCUGCUAAGCUGGGGUCUUUCAGUCUGCACUUGGUGUUACGUGAGAGCUUGCAGCUCCACUCAUGUUGGACCUAAGAGAUGCCUGGGAAACCUAGAGUUCUUACUUUUGAUUAUGGCUAAGCCAUGGUCAAAGGGGACUGGGAUUUGUGUGGGGCGUCAACUCUCAUGAGCAACAAAAGACAAGAUAACUUGCAGCUGGGGCUUUCCCAGCUCUAAAUAACCUUAUAUGGUGUUUGAGUGGCUAAAGUAACUGGAGGGAGAUAGCUGGGUGUCAGUCUUUUCCAAGAAGGUAGAACCCCCCUCUUCUCUUUCAGAAAAUGAAGGCUUAGCAUCUUGGUGAGCCUCUUUCUUUACUGCAGCACCGAUGACCUGCAUCAAUCAAUAGUUUGGUUUGGUUUGGUUUGAGACAGGGUUUCUCUGUGUUACCCUGGCUGUUCUAGAACUCGCUUUGUAGACCAGGCUGCCCUCCCAACUUCUGCCUGCCUCUGCCUCCCAAAUGCUGGGAUUUAAGGAGUGCACCACCACUGCUCAGCUGGUUACUUUUUUUUUUUUUUUUUUUGGUUCUUUUUUUCGGAGCUGGGGACUGAACCCAGGGCCUUGCGCUUCCUAGGCAAGCGCUCUACCACUGAGCUAAAUCCCCAGCCCCUUUCUGUAGUUUUAAUUGUCUGCUUAGCAAUUGGUCAGAAAAUCUGAAAUGGGAAAUUCCAGAACUAGAGCACAUUCACAGACAUUUCGUUAUAGAGUAAUUGUUUUAAACUUUUUAAUAAAUAUAUGCAUAUAAAAAUAUAAUAUGUGCUAUAUGAAACACUUGGGGAGAAUGACUCUGCCAUAAAACUUCACCAAGGCAUGAACAGAGAGUUUACUGACAAACACUGCAAGAAAGCAGGAGUUCCCUGAGAGGGAAGUCACGCCUCUGAAAAGGAAUAGUUAAGGGGGAUAUUACUUGGUUUUCCCACUGUGAGAUUCUUAGGGUCAUAUUUGAGGGAGCACAUGGGCCUCCCAUUAUUCUGCUUAAGUCAAUCUUAUGAGCUGGUUGUUGAUGUGAGGUGCUGUGAGUCGUUAGGGGUUAGUUCCAGGUGCCUGGAUGAGACAAAGGAUCUGGGCUGGAGAGAUGGCUCAGCGGUUAAGAGCACUGGCUGCUCUUCCAGAGGUCCUGAGUUCAAAUCCCAGCUACCACAUGGUGGCUCACAACCAUCUGUGAUGGGAUCUGAUGCCCUCUUCUGGUGUGUCUGAAGACAGCGACAGUGUAUUCAAAUAUAUACAAAUAAAUAAAACUUAAAAAGAAAGGAAAGAAUAGUGCACACCUUUAAUUCAACACUGGAGCGUUAGAGGCAGGUGAAUCUCAGAGCUUGAGGCCAUCCUGGACUACAGAGUGAGUUCCAGGAUAGCCAGGGCUACCCAGAGAAACCCUGCCUUGAAAAACCAAAUCAAACCUAAACACAAAAAGGUAUCAUGGGUCAGGCCAGGUUGCUAAAGUGUGGCUUUUGCUUUUACGUUUGGCCUUUGUUUCCUGUGAGUAGGGUAGUCUGGGGGUGGUGAUGUUGCAAGGCAAGGAUCUAACUGUACAUUUUGUAGUAAGUUCUGGAGAUUGUACCAAAGUUUGGUAUUUGUUGACUCUGCUGAGAUCCGGUAGAAGGCUUUUGAAUUGACGGUAUCAAGGACCCGGUGAGCUGUAAGUGGUCAUACUCUAUUCCAGGGUUAAUUUAGAGGCCUUUCCAGCCAGAAGAGCCACAUCUGUCCCAUGGCACAGGGACCAGUGACUUGGAAGGGUAAAUGACUGGGCAAAUGGCUGGGCUCUCAGAGAGGCCCAGGAUUUGAAUUCAGAAUUCUCAGUUGUGUUCUCCUUUCUCCAUGUACAUGCAGAGACAAGAGCUGGGUGAGGCAGGGAAAGCUGCUGGUGCUACAGAGCUUCUGUAGCACUGGAGGGGAAUAGGAAGAAGGAACUUGGAAAAUGAUAUCACAGGAUCCAGAAAGGCAAAAGAAAGAGUCGUGGCUACUCAUGAGAGUAGAGGGAUAGCCUGUCUUAGGAGGUCCAAGGGUCCUAUGUAGUAGGCAUCAGGCAAGGUGAGUUUGGGGGUUAACUGUCCUAGCAGCAGACUGCAGUUGUGUGUCCAGAGGUGCUGGAGAGAGGUGGCAGGCACGGCUUCCUCUCCUGGCCUCCUAGGCCCUACAAGGGUUCCAGAUGCAGGUUGGGCGGCUGGGAUCUCCCGAGGACACUGUGUGCCCAGACGAUGCCGUUUCACUCUCUGUAGCUGCCGCGGGAUUCCAUGGCCCCGUUUCCAGAAAUAUUCUAUUCCAAGGACAGUGAAGGCAGCUGGUUCCGCUCCCUCUUUGUUCACAAGGUGGAUCCUCGGAAGGACGCCCACUCCACUCUGCUGUCCAAGAAGGAGACUAGUAAUCUCUACAAGAUCCAGUUUCACAACGUGAAGCCCGAAUGUCUGGAUGCCUACAACAGUCUGACGGAGGCUGUGCUGCCCAAGCUGCACCUGGAUGAGGACUACCCCUGCUCGCUUGUGGGCAACUGGAACACGUGGUACGGGGAGCAGGACCAGGCAGUACACCUAUGGCGGUUCUCAGGUGGCUAUCCGGCCCUCAUGGACUGCAUGAACAAGCUAAAAACCAACAAGGAGUACCUAGAGUUCCGGAAGGAGCGGAGCAAGAUGCUGCUGUCCAGGAGAAACCAGUUGCUUCUGGAAUUCAGCUUCUGGAAUGAGCCACAGCCCCGAGCUGGCCCCAACAUCUAUGAGCUGAGAACAUACAAGCUCAAGCCGGGAACCAUGAUCGAGUGGGGAAACAACUGGGCUCGGGCCAUCAAGUACCGUCAGGAGAACCAGGAGGCGGUGGGAGGCUUCUUUUCACAAAUAGGAGAGCUCUACGUGGUACACCACUUAUGGGCCUACAAAGAUCUGCAGUCUCGGGAGGAGACUCGAAAUGCGGCCUGGAGAAAGAGGGGCUGGGAUGAAAAUGUGUACUAUACAGUCCCUUUGGUUCGACACAUGGAGUCACGAAUCAUGAUCCCCCUGAAGAUUUCUCCUCUCCAGUGAGGCUGGCACUGCCUCCACCUCCUUCCCUUUCUCCUUUGGAGUAACCUGGAACAGAAGAGCUUCUGGGCCGGCUGGCAGAGUUUUUCUCUCAACUCUGGAAGACUUCUGAUGGGUGGUGUUUGGCUUAGAAAAAGAUGACGUUUUUUGAGAACUUAGUCUGUCUAUCCCCAUCCAACCUCUCUCCCAUGCUGGAUGAAGUUUUUAAUGCCCCUAACUGCAGAAUAGCAACCUUUCCAGCAUUCACACAUUUUCCUCUUAAGAUUCGUUAUGUCCAGGACAGCACGUCCCCAGCUAACACUGUGGCCAUGGCUAGCUGUUAGGAGGUGUGGUGUGAAAGGAUAUCAGACUAGGUAUGGCCCAGGAACUCUCUGGUAUCUUAUUUGUUAAAAAAUCAGCAAGCCUGAGCCUUUAAAAAAAAAAAACAAGCAAACAAACAACAACAACAACAAUAACAAAAACCCCUGGAACUGCCAUAAACUCUGAAGUCAUCGAAGUCAGGAGGAGAUCCAGAAUCCUACUUAAAGGGCUGGGAAAAGGAUAGGAAUGGGAAGGGUUUGGGUACAUGAGACAGGCUUGACGCAGGAAUCCUUCAGAAGUGGGCACAUAGGAUUCAGAAUUUGAAACGCAGAAUUAGGAAGCUAGCACAGAGUGACAGAGGAUCUUAAGGGAGGACCCUGUUCCUAGACAGGUGGAGAGGCUUAGCCGUGUUUUCCACACAGCGCGGUUAGAACUUGCAUAUGCCCCAGCUCUUCUGCACAUCUUCCUUCCUACAGGCAAAAAUACAGGCUGAGACCUAGAGUCCCAUCUUGAAUUCUUUCUUUCCCAACUUGACAUCCUGUCAGCCAAACCUUCAUUUUGCAGAACCAGUAGGCCUGUGGAGUGGGUUCAGUGAUUCUGGGGUCUCUUCAAUGACCCCUCCCAUACCUCAUGAACCCCCUGCUUAGCAUGGUUUUGCUACCAUACCAGGAGAAUGUACUGGAAUAGUUGAUGGAACCAAAUUAAAUAUUUACUGUAAA